AAGCUUCUGGUGAGUAAGCAGUAUAGAAGCUUUCUUAACUUUUUCUAGGUAUUAAUUUGGACAAAGGACUGUGUUUUAUAGACAGACUGAAAAGAACAACUUUUUUUUUCUUUUUUUUAACUUGAAAUUGUCUUCAAGUCCUCUCAUUAUCUUAAAGAAAAAUGACUUACAGAGGUUACAGAGGAAGCCCUUGGCAGCAGAGUGGACCAAACUUUGGCAUGAACCAAAUGAAUCCAGGAAUUGGAAAUAUGAGUGGAUAUGGAGGAAACCCAAUGGGCAUGCGUUCAAUGAGCAUGGAAAGGAUGAUGUUAGAAAGAGGAAGUGGUGGUGGUGGUGGAUUUGGUGUUGGUAUGAAUUAUGGUAUGAGUGGUGGAGGAAUGGGCAUGAACCAGAGAAUGAACAUGAUGGAACCUGUUGGCAGAAUGGGAGGUGGAGGCAAUCGAAUGGGAAUGUUUGGACAAGGAAACAGGAUGAACAACAGAGACAAAGGAGGUUGGGGUAGAAACCAAGGACAGAGAAAAAGGCCAGCACAACAACAGGGCUCAGGUGGAGGGCCUCGUGGUAAGAGGCAAAGGUCGGGUGGUGAUAACAUGCAGAAAAAUGAAAAAAAAGUAAAAAAGGAUGGCCAAGAAGCUUAUAAUCCAGCUGACCCAACUGAAGACAGCACAGAUCAGAUGCUGAGUUUUCAAGAUGAACCUGAAACUUCUGGUGGUGGUGGAAGUAAUGACAGGCGGCAAAAAUUUCAAAAACAUGGAGGGAAAGGGCGUCGGGGAAAGCAGCAUCGGGGAGGAAGAGGAAUGAUGAAAAGGGUUGGCCCUCACUAUUGUAAUCAUUGUGAUGUGUUAUGUCCCUCAAUUGAGAGAUUCCAAAGUCAUGUGAAUAGCCAGAACCACAAAAUAAGCGUGGAAAGAUCUAUAAUGAUGGAGCAGCAGGCUAGGGCUGAGGCUAUUGCCCGUAUGGAAGCCACCGAACAUCUGCAGAUGCUCGAAAUGAGACAAAGGCAAAGAAUGCCAGAGCGAAAUGUUUUCUACUGCACCGUAUGCGAGUGUGAGUACAGUGGCAGUUUCCUUGGACAUCGAAGAACUAAGGAACAUAGGAAAAACCGUGACCAGAAAUAUCCAAAAUGUAGGCUCUGCAGAAUGACAUUUAACAGUCCCAUGGAGUUUAAGAAGCAUGAGAGGACUGCUAGCCACAAGAAGAACCUUGCUAGAUGGUCUGCCAAAAAAGGAAUUGCCUCUACUAUUUCUGAUAAUGAUUUGGAUUUUGUGAUACUGGAUGCUAGUGGAAUUUUUGAAGAUGAAGAUUAUGAGAUUGAAGAAGCUGCCAAGGAAGAAGAGAAUGAGAAGGCUGAAAAGGUUUGUAUCAUUUAAUAUUUCACUACAGGC
This is a messenger RNA of Limulus polyphemus (Atlantic horseshoe crab), 1385 nucleotides long. Its product is annotated as zinc finger protein on ecdysone puffs-like. Lineage: Eukaryota; Metazoa; Arthropoda; Merostomata; Xiphosura; Limulidae. Gene Ontology annotation, cellular component: nucleus. Gene Ontology annotation, molecular function: nucleic acid binding; zinc ion binding. The transcript has 10 exons. Bases 162 to 1370 code for a protein of 402 amino acids. The record is from RefSeq and is a predicted model, not a curated record.